AUGGACAAGAAGUUACUGUUGAAAUUGAAUGGUGGCAACCAUGUCCAAGGCAUACUUCGAGAAUUUGACUCUGUUAAGAAUCUUGCUAUGGAUGAAUGUGUGGAGACUGUAACAAGUGCGCAACAGAAAAAUAUUGGAAUGGUGGUAAUACGAGGAAAUAGAAUCAACGUGUUAGAAGCCUUGGAACAAUACCACAACACUUGUUCCACUGCUGCUGUGUCCUGGCUGCUGGACAUGGGGCUGCAGGGACCUUCCCGGGGCCAGCUGCAAUAA
Sorex fumeus (smoky shrew) is the source of this 273-nucleotide messenger RNA. Its product is annotated as small nuclear ribonucleoprotein G-like. The record is from RefSeq and is a predicted model, not a curated record. Bases 1 to 273 code for a protein of 90 amino acids. Gene Ontology annotation, biological process: mRNA splicing, via spliceosome. The transcript is spliced from 2 exons. Gene Ontology annotation, molecular function: RNA binding. NCBI's taxonomy places the organism in Eukaryota, Metazoa, Chordata, Mammalia, Eulipotyphla, Soricidae. Gene Ontology annotation, cellular component: U2 snRNP; P granule; catalytic step 2 spliceosome.